AUGGAAAAUGACCCGGAAUCGAACCCACCGCUCAACCAUUUCAAGACGGCCGACCAGGACGCUCAAGAUGCGCAGGAUCUCGCCUACCUCGGCCAUGACCAGGCCCUCUCGCGAAAAUUCGGCACAAUGAGCAUGCUCUUCCUCGCCGUGUCGGUCUUGGGAACCUGGUCCACCUUUGCGCAAGGGCUGUCGAGCGGCAUCACCAGCGGCGGUCCCGUCGCCAUCCUCUGGGGUCUCGUCCUCGUUUUAUUCUGCAACAUCUGCGUCGCUGUGUCGCUGGGCGAGCUCUGCAGCAGUAUGCCGACGGCGUUGGGACAGGCGUAUUGGAUCUUUCGGCUGUGGCCCUCUGGUCGCUUCGUGUCCUACCUCUGCGCUUGGAUCAAUACGUUUGGGUGGUGGACGCUUUCUGCCUCGCAGGUUGCCUUCAUGACCAACUUUAUUCUGAGCAUGAAGGUUCUCUUUGUGCCGGACUGGUCAGAGGCUGGCGUUGGGUGGAUCAACUUUUUGCUCUAUGUCGCCCUAACUCUCUUGCUCACGGUCGCCAACCUCGUCGCUUGUAGGAAAGAUGCCAUCCUACCAGCCUUUAACAACUUUGUCGGAAUCUGCUUCAUCGGACUCUUCUUCAUCUUCAGCCUGGCGCUGCUCAUCUCUGUCGGUGUACGAUCAGACUUGCAUUUCCAGCCAGCCUCAUUCGUGUUUGGUCAAUGGAUCAACCAGACUGGCUGGGGAGACGGGGUGACGUGGUUUACGGGCCUUCUCCAGGCCGCGUACGGUCUGACAGCCUUUGACUCGGCCGUCCACCUGGCUGAAGAGAUACCGGCACCUCGCAAGAACAUUCCACGCGUGAUAUGGCUUUCAGUCACCUUGGGGGCCGUCACUGGAUUCAUCUUUAUGGUGGUCUGUUUGUUCAGCAUCCAGAAUCUCGACACCAUCUUGAACCCCCCCACUGGUCUCCCCUUUAUGGACCUGUGUCAUGAGGCAAUCGGGCUUCAGGGGGCCACUGUGUUGCUCUCUCUAUUCAUUUUCAACGGUCUCGGUCAGGCCAUCAGCAUCGUCACCACCGCCUCCCGUCUGACCUGGGGUUUUGCGCGAGAUGGCGGAAUGCCGUGGAGCACUUAUUUCUCCGGGGUCAAUCGGGCAUGGAGAGUGCCGGCACGGGCGUUAUGGCUUCAGGGGGCCAUUAUCGGGGUUGUUGGCGUGCUCUACAUGUUUGCCAACACGGUGCUCGAAGCGAUCCUCAGCGUCAGCACAAUCGCCCUGACCAUCUCGUAUGGGAUGCCCAUCCUGACUCUUCUUCUCGUCGGGCGUGACAAGCUCCCGCCUGGAGAGUUCAGCCUGGGACGACUUGGGCCUGCGAUCAACUGGAUCUCGGUAAUCUACUGUGCCAUCACCACGGUCUUUUUCUUCUUCCCGUCAGCACCUAACCCGGCGCCGGCAGAUAUGAAUUACGCAAUCGCAGUCUUUGGGGUCAUGAUGGUGGUGACUCUUGGUUUCUGGGUCAUUAAGGGGCGGCACACGUAUCUCAAAACUGAAGACGCAGCAGAACGAAUCAUUGAGGCUCAAAAUGCCGAGGUGACAGUUUCUCCGAUUCCUCUCAAAAUGUAG
Molecule: messenger RNA, 1605 nt
Organism: Colletotrichum orchidophilum
Lineage: Eukaryota; Fungi; Ascomycota; Sordariomycetes; Glomerellales; Glomerellaceae
Product: choline transport protein
Exons: 1
Coding region: 1-1605 (534 amino acids)
Biological process (GO): transmembrane transport
Cellular component (GO): membrane
Molecular function (GO): transmembrane transporter activity
Source: RefSeq, a predicted model, not a curated record